CCGCCCCCUGCCCCGCACCGGGGAGCGGAGGAGAGUAAAUACAACAGGAGCGCAAAAUGGCGGAGCCCCCGAGCCCAGUGCGCGGCGCCGCUGGUGCCGCCGCCGCCGCCACCUCGGAGAAAGAACCGUUCGGCAAGCUGCAGCCCUCGUCCCGGGACCCACCGGGUUCUCUGUCCGCCAAGAAGGUCCGGACUGAGGAGAAGAAGGCGCCGCGGAGAGUGAACGGAGAAGGAGGCAGCGGCGGGAACAGCAGGCAGCUGCAGCCGCCGCCGCCGGCGGCACCUUUGCCUCAGAGCUAUGGCAGCCCUGCCUCUUGGAGCUUCUCCGCUCUGUCGGCUGCCCCCUCCCCGUCCUCUUCUCGGAGCAGUUUCUCUUUCUCCGUUGGCACGGCCGUUCCCUCGUCAGCCUCCGCUUCCUUGUCUCAGCCAGUGCCGCGCAAACUGCUGGUCCCUCCUACGCUGCUGCACGCUCAGCCGCACCAUCUCCUGCUGCCGGCCGCCGCUUCCGCGGCCACCGCCAAGUCGCGCAGACCUAAGGAGAAGCGGGAGAAGGAGAAGAGGAGGCACGGCCUCGGUGAGGCCAGCGGGGCCGCCCGGGAGGAGAACGGCGAGGUGAAGCAGCCGCCGCGAGAUAAAAUCAAAGACAAAAUUAAAGAGAGAGACAAAGAAAAAGAAAGAGAAAAAAAGAAACAUAAAGUAAUGAAUGAGAUCAAGAAAGAGAAUGGAGAAGUAAAAAUUUUGCUAAAAAGUGGGAAGGAGAAACCAAAAACAAAUGUAGAAGACUUACAAAUUAAAAAGGUAAAGAAGAAAAAGAAAAAGAAACACAAAGAGAAUGAAAAACGGAAGCGUCCAAAAAUGUAUAGCAAAUCUAUUCAGACCAUCUGCUCAGGAUUGUUAUCUGAUGUUGAAGAUCAAGAAGCCAAAGGCAUCCUAAAUGAUAACAUAAAGGAUUACAUUGGAAAGAAUUUGGAUACCAAGCACUAUGAUUCCAAAAUUCCAGAGAACAGUGAGUUUCCAUUUGUCUCGUUAAAGGAGCCACGAGUUCAGAAUAACCUCAAAAGGUUGGACACUUUGGAAUUCAAACAGCUGAUUCACAUUGAGCACCAGCCUAAUGGAGGUGCAUCGGUUAUCCAUGCUUACAGUAACGAACUCUCCCACCUGUCUCCUGUGGAGAUGGAGAGGUUUGCAGAAGAGUUUGUGGGUCUAGUGUUCAGUGAAAAUGAAAACUCUGCAGCUUUCUAUGUAAUGGGUAUUGUUCAUGGGGCAGCUACUUAUUUACCUGACUUUUUAGACUACUUUUCAUUUAAUUUUCCCAAUUCACCAGUGAAAAUGGAGAUAUUGGGAAAGAAAGAUAUAGAGACAACAACUAUGUCCAAUUUUCAUGCUCAGGUAAAAAGAACGUAUUCUCAUGGUACUUACAGAGCUGGCCCAAUGCGACAGAUAAGCUUGGUGGGAGCAGUUGAUGAAGAAGUGGGAGAUUACUUUCCUGAGUUCCUUGACAUGUUGGAAAAUUCACCAUUUUUAAAAUGUACACUGCCAUGGGGGACACUAUCUAGUCUAAAAUUAGAGAGUCGAAAAGAUAGUGAUGAUGGCCCCAUCAUGUGGGUACGUCCAGGAGAACAAAUGAUCCCUGUGGCUGAUAUGCCAAAGUCACCUUUCAAAAGGAAAAGAACUACCAAUGAAAUAAAAAACCUUCAGUACCUACCUCGAACCAGUGAGCCCCGUGAGAUGCUCUUUGAAGACAGGACAAGAGCUCAUGCAGAUCAUAUAGGACAAGGUUUUGAACGACAGACUACAGCUGCUGUUGGAGUGCUGAAGGCUGUACACUGUGGAGAGUGGCCUGAUCAACCCCGAAUAACCAAAGAUGUAAUUUGUUUUCAUGCUGAGGAUUUUUUAGAAGUAGUUCAACGAAUGCAGUUAGAUUUACAUGAACCUCCACUGUCCCAGUGUGUCCAGUGGGUUGAUGAUGCAAAACUUAAUCAACUGAGGAGAGAAGGCAUUCGCUAUGCCAGGAUUCAGCUGUACGAUAAUGACAUUUAUUUUAUUCCAAGGAAUGUUGUUCACCAGUUCAAGACAGUUUCAGCUGUAUGCAGUUUAGCAUGGCAUGUUCGGCUCAAAUUAUACCACUCAGAGGAGGACUCUUCCCAGAAUACAGCUACUCAUGAAAUAGGCACAUCAUCAGAUUCCACAUCAUCAGUUCUUGGACCUCACACUGACAACAUGAUUUGUGCUGUAAGAAAAUCCUCCUUGGAUUCUGUUUUUUCAGACAAGCUUCAUUCUAAAUAUGAAUUACAGCAGAUUAAACAUGAACCUACUGCAUCUGUAAGAAUCAAGGAAGAACCUGUGAAUGCUAAUAUUCCUGAAAAGACUCGAGCACCGAAUAAUACGGAUGGCAAGAAUGUGAAAACAAAAUUGGAUCAUGUUCAAUUUACAGAAUUUAAGAUCCACAUGGAUUCUAAAUUUGAAAAUAGCAACAAAGAUUUAAGGGAAGAAUUGUGCCCUGGGAGUCUCAUAAGUCUAGUUGAUUCAAGGCAACAUAGUUCAUCACAUCCAAAUCAAGAUAAAAAAGAUGAUGACAUUUUGUGUUAAAUUUGUACAUAACAUUUAAAAUUCUUUUUUUAAAAAAAUUUAAUAAUGUAAUAAAAAUUCAUGAAUUCUGAAAGCAAGCCAAGGACUUGCUCCCAAGUCUGUUACAAAAUAUAGUUUAUGUAGCUUUGUAACAUUCCUCAGUGCCUGUCCGUAACUGUGAAGUAUCAAGCACUUAGGGCCAGAUGCACUGUAAACAUUGCAGGUUUGAACUUACAGGAGUCUUUAAAAAAUCAUUUGAGUUGGAAUUAUAGGUUUUAGAAUAGAGCUGACAUUAACAUAUAUAUAUAUUUUUUGUAAUAUGAGCCAGAAUUCUUUUUUGACAAUUUAAGGCUUUUCCAUAGAGCUUAUUUAUACCAAUUUUUUUUUUCAUUUUAAACGUGUCAGCACUGUAGUGUAAAUAGCUUUUAAAAAACCUUUUUAGUGUGAUUUAUACUGAAAUGUGAACCACUUAAUAAAGGUUCAUAAUAAUAAAUAUGUUUUCUGUUGGAUCUGCAAAGACAAACUGACAAUUCAUUUAAAUCAUUUGUUUAAUAUAUUCUCUCUGCUGGUAUAUCCAUUUAGAGUGGUAAUGGAGUGCAAAUGUAUGUAUCCAAAUCUCAUAAAUAUUUAAAUUCCCCACACUGUGCAGGCAUUUUUAAAUACCAAGAUUCAAUUAAGAAAGCAUAUAUAUGUGUGUGUGUAUGUAUGGGAAUGUAUAUAUGUAUAUCAUAUUUUGCAUAAUUUUCUUAAAUUGCUGAAUAAGAUGAAUAUGUGAAACUUCUUAGCCCUGCUCCCUGGAAUACAUUUAAAAAUAUUUAUGUUCGACAUUAAGAAAGCAGUUUAGGUAAUAGAAACAGUUUUAGAAAGUUGGGUUAAACAUGGUAUGUUAAUAAUAUCUAACCCUUCUAAGUAAUGAAGUUAUGUGGCCAGAUUACAUAGGCCUAACAAAUUUUCUUUCUUUGUGUAUGGAAUAAGAAAUUUAGAAAAUUUUCUUACUAAUAAGGAUUUGUACUAUACUUAUUAGUAGCUGAGUAAAAAGUCUUUAGUUACGGAAAGUUUUAUUGUGAGCAAUUAAAAUCCUCUUUUACAUUUUUCUUACAGAAUGGGAGAAAAUAUGGCAAAUACAAAAUCAUAAAAUAAGGGCAAUGACAGUGACUCCACUGCCAUAUUCAGAUACAACUAACAGAAAACUAUGUGGUACCUCAUCUUUCUCAGGAUCCCCCUCCCUACUCCAGCAAGGCAAAUAACUCGGAGUACUUCCUUUUCAAAAGAAGCUGUAGAAAGUAAAUUGAGGUAGGAGACAGGAUUGCCACUGCCUAACUAAAGAUGAGUAAAACAAAUCUCUUAAUGAUGGACUUCAGCUGCUUCCAUUAUUGUAAUUAAAAGUCAAAAGUCUUUGUAUAUGUUGAUAGAAGGAAUUCUGCUUAUUGCAAAUCUAUUUUAUUUUAUUUGUUUUUGACAUAUUCUGGGCCCAUACUUUGGCUGAUGACUUUCAACUGGGGUUCUUUAUGCUGCCUUUGGGCUGCUGUUACUAUUUCCAUUUUAGUAGUUUCUGUUGUGGCCUCAUUUGAGGUACCCAUCAAAACUGCUUGUGUUUCUGCUUAGGGAGAAGCCAUUUCACCAGAACAAAUAAAAAUUACUUUAUAGUAAUGAUGGCAGUUCUGACCCCUAGUUUAAUAAAAGGGAAGGCAGAUACAGGAAAUCUUGAUGGUUUGUAGGAAAUCAAUGUUUGCAACAUAGGAAGUUUUUUGGGAUAGGGAAGAUAUAAAUCAUGGCAGUGUAAGAAGGGGUUUUUGUUUUAUAUGUCACUGUCUUAUCCUGCUCCCCACCUAUUUAAUCUUAUGUUUUAAGCUAAAUUUAUGGAUUUGCACCUACGUUUUUGGGAGACAAACGUUCUUAACAAACUGUAUUGAGAAAGAGGAAGGGAUUUGGUUAAAAUGUUUUUCUGCUUUUUCUUUUUUAAUUGAAGGGUGUUAUAUUUAACAAGAUGUGUUUUAUUUCCAGAUUUCCAGUAGCAUAUACAUAGAUGUAUACUGUAAGAAAAUGUCUUUAGGGUAUCCCUCCAAAAUACAUGAGCCUUAAACUGUUUAUCUUAAAGAAAGGCAUAUCUAAAACAACCAUAGUGGUUACUUUUAGGUAUAGUUUCGUAUAUAACCCUUAGUCAAACUUACCCAUAAUUUGAAAAUUUAAUUGUUUUAUAAAAAGCAUACAUCUCUGUGGAGGUGUAGUGUAAAUCAGUGGGCUCAAGAUUUCAAGAUACAACCUUGUUAUCGCCUUCAUUAAUGUGUAUGUUCUUUGUCUUACGGGUUAUAAUUUUAAAAUCCUCUUCAGAUGCA
This is a messenger RNA of Lemur catta (Ring-tailed lemur), 4903 nucleotides long. RefSeq names its product round spermatid basic protein 1 like (gene RSBN1L). The coding region runs from base 57 to 2588 and encodes 843 amino acids. The transcript is spliced from 8 exons. The record is from RefSeq and is a predicted model, not a curated record. Gene Ontology annotation, cellular component: nucleus. NCBI's taxonomy places the organism in Eukaryota, Metazoa, Chordata, Mammalia, Primates, Lemuridae.